Messenger RNA from Labeo rohita (rohu), 8491 nucleotides. It is a transcript of the gene cntn4, whose product is annotated as contactin 4. Lineage: Eukaryota; Metazoa; Chordata; Actinopteri; Cypriniformes; Cyprinidae. The coding region runs from base 412 to 3498 and encodes 1028 amino acids. The record is from RefSeq and is a predicted model, not a curated record. Gene Ontology annotation, molecular function: protein binding. The transcript has 23 exons. Gene Ontology annotation, biological process: axon guidance; cell-cell adhesion. Gene Ontology annotation, cellular component: plasma membrane; axon.
UCGUAUCCCGAAUGUCAAAGCCUCAGCCCUUCGUGACACAAAGAUGAUGUGAUUUGUGUGACACUUUGGGAGCCCUCCAGCACAGUAUGUGGGAGGUGCCCACCCCGUGCCACACGAGCAGCGCGGACUCAUGUUGAUCUAAUGCAGGAAUCAGCGGGGACCGUGUGUGGAUAGCGCGAUAUCUCCAGCUGAACGCUGGCGCUCACAUAUUCUGCCAUUAAGCGGCACUUUUUGGAGAUCCGCUCUGUGUUAUUCGGAUGCUCGCUUCAGUGAGCGUCUCGCAGAGAGCCCGCAUCACUCUGAGGAAAGGAAGAGACUCGAUGUAUCACAAGUGAAGAACGAGAAACCACAGAGAGGCCUCCAUACAUUCGUGAUUGGAUGUGAGUUGACUUUGACCGUACCAAAGUGAAGAUGAAGUUGCUAUGGAAACUGCUGGUUCUGCAGUCAUUCCUGGGGUGCCUUGCAGGCAACACGCUGCAGAGCCCCGUGUUCACGAAGCAGCCAGGCAGCAUUGUGUUUCCAGUAGACUCCAUGGAGAAGAACAGGGAGGUGGUUUUCAGCUGUGAGGCACAAGGUGACCCUCCUCCUUUUUACAGGUGGAAGCUAAAUGGCAGUCUGCUCAACCCCAAACCCAGCUCCCAUCACAGCCUCUCCGGAGGCAACCUUCGCAUCAACCGUCUCAAUAAAGACGAGGACGCUGGGACGUACCAGUGCCUUGCUUCCAACUCCUUCGGGACUAUUGUCAGCAGGGAGGCCAGCCUAACCUUUGCCUAUUUGGAGAAUUUCAAAACCCACAAGCGGAGUUCUGUGUCUGUCCGGGAAGGACAAGGAGUGGUGCUUCUCUGCGGGCCGCCCCCUCACUCCGGAGCUUUGACGUUCUCCUGGAUUUUUAAUGAGUACCCGUCAUUCGUCAAGCAAGAUUCUCGUCGAUUUGUGUCCCAGGAGACAGGGAAUCUAUACAUCGCUAAAGUUGAGCCAUCUGAUGUGGGCAACUACACCUGUGUCGUGACCAACACUGUCACCAAGACACGCGUCCAAGGCCCGCCUACUCCUCUGAUACUGCGCAAUGACGGUGUUAUGGGAGAAUAUGAGCCAAAGAUUGAAGUGCAGUUUCCGGAGAUUGUUCAAGUGGCCAAAGGUUCAACCGUGCGACUAGAGUGUUUUGCACUGGGGAAUCCAGUACCGUCCAUAAGCUGGCAUCGGGUGGACGGAGUCCCGUUCGCCCGUAAAGUCGAUGUAAGGAAAACCAGCGGCGUGAUGGAAAUCCCUUACUUCCAGCAAGAAGACGCGGGCACGUACGAAUGUGUGGCGGAGAACACGAAAGGAAGAAACUCUGUGCAGGGAAAGCUGUCUUUCUUUGCCUCCCCCCAGCUAAUUGAAAAGCCCCAGGAUGUGCAGAAGGCCAUCGAUGACUCUCUGGUGUGGGAAUGCAAGGCCACAGGGAAACCCAAGCCCUCUUACAGGUGGAUGAAGAAUGGAGAAAACCUGGAGCCUACCGAGGAGAGGGUGCAGGUCAUUAAUGGCGCCCUGUCCAUCACUCGCCUGGCGCUCGCUGAUAUUGGAAUGUACCAGUGUGUGGCUGGGAACAAGUAUGGAGAAGUGUACUCCAACGCUGAACUCAGAGUUAUCGCUGUCGCCCCUGAUUUCUCCCAAAACCAGCUGAAGGGCCACACUUUAGUCAAAGAAGGCGGCGAUGUUCUCAUUGAAUGCAAACCCAAGAUGUCUCCUCGAGGCACAAUCUCCUGGCGCAAAGGCAACGACGCCCUCCGAGAAAGCAGCAGAAUUGCUAUAUUGGAGAGCGGAAGCCUUCGGAUAUCCAACGCUACCAAAUCGGAUGCUGGAACGUACGCGUGCGUUGCCCGUAACCAGUUUGGCGAGGCCAGCAGCUCAGGGAACCUGGUUGUGAAAGAGCCAACAAUUAUUACAACUGCUCCCAACACGCUGGACGUGACUGUCGGCGAGAGCAUCAUUCUUCCCUGCCAGGUGUCCUACGAUCCCUCGCUGGAGCUCAAGUUCACCUGGUUUUUCAACGAGCAGCUCAUCCACUUCGGCAGCCAUGGGGGAUACUUCGAAAAAGUUGGCGGACAGCACUCGGCAGGUGACAUCAUGAUCCGGAACAUUCAGCUGAGGCAUGCUGGGAAGUACACGUGUGCCGUGCAGACCAAGGUGGACAGCAGCUCCAUCGCAACUGACCUGAUUGUCAGAGGUCCCCCCGGCCCCCCUACCAGCAUCCAUGUGGAAGAAAUCACAGAUACCACUGCCACUCUCUCCUGGAGGCCUGGUCCUGAUAAUCACAGUCCAAUUACUGCCUACACCAUCCAGGCUAGAACCCCUUUCUCCCUCGGCUGGCAAGCUGUUAGCACAGUGCCGGAGGUGGUCGGGGGCUCGCAUCUGACUGCUACAGUCAUCGAGCUCAACCCCUGGGUGGAGUAUGAGUUCAGAGUGUUGGCAAGCAAUGCAGUGGGCACAGGAGAGCCCAGCAAACCCUCGAAGAAAGCCAGGACGAAAGAAACAGUUCCCAAGGUCACCCCAGCCAACGUGAGCGGAGGAGGUGGCAGUCGAUCAGAGUUAGUCAUCACUUGGGAGCCCGUUCCUGAAGAGCUCCAGAACGGAGCGGGGUUUGGCUACGUCGUUGCUUUCCGGCCCUUUGGCGCCACCGGGUGGAUGCAGGCGGCAGUUCCCUCUCCCGAAGCCUCUAAAUACGUCUUCAAAAACGAGACCAUUUUACCCUUCUCUCCAUUCCAAGUCAAAGUGGGGGUGUACAAUAACAAGGGGGAAGGACCUUUCGGACCCGUGGUCACCAUCUACUCUGCUGAGGAGGAGCCUGGAAGGGCACCCAGUCGACUUAGAGCCAAGAGUCUUUCAGCGUUUGACGUUGAGGUGUCCUGGAAAGCCCUUCCCUGGAGCACAAGCAAGAAACGUGUUCUCGGCUAUGAGUUGAAAUACUGGGAGAAGAAUGAGAAAGAAGAUACAGCUAGCGUGCUAAGGACAGUAGGAAACCGGACAUUGGCCAUUAUUCAGGGCUUAAAAGGAAGUACCACCUAUUAUAUAACGGUGAGAGCCUACAACACAGCUGGAACAGGACCACCAAGUCCAGCAGUCAAUGUUACAACCAAAAAACCUCCCCCCAGCCAGCCGCCCUCAAAAGUCAUGUGGAAUACAUCAAAUUCUAAAAUCAUCCUGAACUGGGAACAGGUGAAACCUCUAGAAAAUGAAUCUGAGGUCAUGGGAUACAAGGUACUGUAUAAGCGGAACCGAUUCAGCAGGCCCAGCAUUAUGGAGACCAACACCACCUCAGUGGAGCUCUCGCUGCCCACAGAUGAGGAGUACAUCAUCCAGAUCAGGCCUUUUGGAGAAGGAGGGGAAGGCAGCAGUAGCCGGCAGAUCACCAUUCCCAAAAUAUCAGGUCCCAAUGCCAUCGGCUCAGCUUCCAGCGUGUCCACUCUCUCUGCUCUCAGUACAAUAGCUCUCUCCCUCACAGCUCGCACAUCUUUAUGACAGAACACAGCGCGGGCCGCUGACUUCAGAUGAAACGUUCUUCCUCGAGAGGAGACUGAGAAAAGUGACUCACACAGAUCGAUGAAAACCCAUUCAUACAAACCAGAGGACCUACGUGAACGAUAAUACCGGGAUAAAGAAAAAAAAGAUUUCAAAAAAAAAAAAAAAAAAAACGGGUGCGUGGUUCGCUAGCCAAUUCAAAAAAAGAUUGAAGGCUGAUGGGAUUGAAUUUGAUGUUACCAAAGCAGCUUUAAAAAAAAAAAAAGAACAAAAAAAUGAGGAAAAUGUCACAUGCUUCUUUUGUAUGUACGACAUAUCUUAGCUUUUUACUUUUCGGUUUGAUCCAGUUGGUCUGUCUGUUCCUAUUACAGUACGCCGGGUGUGUAGGAACUGCUUUAGAUGCAUGUCAUGUACAAUGUUUUGUAAGAGAAUGCAGGUGUCUGAAACUUAAUCAUUUAGAACAAGACGUAUUUGGCUGAAAACCAACUAAUCAUCAUAACAUGACGGCCCUCUGAGGGUCACACGUACUUACAAGCUAAGAAUCUCCAAGGACUUCUUACUGUUUACGACACGGGAAUACUUGCACUGAAAUCACGCCUGGAAGAAAGUGAACAAAAAAAGCAUCCUGACCAGAAAUUUGACAGAAUGCUGCUACGAGGCCAAGUCGGCCGUCUACUGGUCAGCAGCAAACGGACACCAGGCGUCGACGUUGGCCGUCUUUCUUUUUUCCGUCAUCUUCCGCUUAUCUGUUUGUGUGUCACGUCUAGAGCUCUUCUUUGCCUUUUGUGUGCCUCAUUGUGUGUUUUUGAAAUCCUCAGGUCCUCAGAAAAGCCUUAAUACAUAUUUCUUAGCGUAACCUACUUAGACAAGUGCUGGACGCCAGGGCUGUGAGCGGUUAGUCGAGCGGGAUGCUGGGGUUUGGGUAACUUAGUUGGUGCGAGUUUAUUGCUUCCAUGUUCCAUAUUAUAACAGCCGUAUGCUGUUCCUCAUUGUUUCAAGGCAAUACGGUUUGUGUGUGCGUGUGCGUGUGCGACCUCUGCUAACGUAGGGGCUACGAGCUCUGCAUUUUUUUUAAAUGCCAUGUGGGAUGAAAGUAGCUUGUCAUUUCUUGAGGUGCAAAUAGAUGUACUUGCUUAAAGGGACAUGUGGAGCUCUGAGACUGAGUGAAAACAAAUGUAUAUGUAAAUGCUUUUUUGUAUAUUCCAGAUAAUUUAUAUUUAAGUGGACGACAUCGAAGUUUCCUACAAAACUCAUCUCGGUUUUUAUCUAACAAACAGAAUAGACGUUUCUUAGCUUACCGUGGCUCUGCAUGUGGAUGUAUUCAUUCCAUUCUUGAUUCAUUAGGUACUAACCGAUGAACUUUUGACGAAAGGAUACGGUCAUCCGUUUCUGAAGAUUUGUGUAUCGGUGUGUCUGUCAUAGCCAGAACGCUCUUUCUCUAAGCAGUGCUUUCCACCAAACUUUAUCGGAACUCCAUUUAUUGAACCGUAUAACUUUUUCCUCCAAGGUUCUCUGUUUAUACUGGAUCACAAAAUAAAUGACAUUUAUAAAAAUGAUCACACUAAUGUUUUGUUUGGGUGCAUUAUAUGUGAUGGGCUAACAGAAAAUCUGAUUAAUUACAGUUCAACCAAUAAUUUUGUUGUUUGCUUACCCUCACGUCAUUCCAAACCUGUGUGACUGUUGUGUGUCUUCACAAAGGACUAGUAUGCUCGUAUUACUUUCGGUGUGUUCCAGAUCUCUAGAAGCUUUCUAUAAGAAAUAGACCAAAAGGUGAAAAAGCUGUUUGCUGAGUAGCCUUUUUUUCUUAUCCACCUUAUUUUUACUGUAGCUACACGCGACGUGACAAGAUUCCAGCGACAAGCAAUUUGAGUGUGCACACUGCAAAAUAAUAUUUUUUUUUUGUAUUUUUGUCUUCAAAAAGUCUUGAAUCAAGAUAAAACAAUUAAAGUAAAACAAUCUAAGAUAUGUCUUGCUUUCUAAAUAAAAGUUAGCAAAAUUUAGCAAUUUUUUUUUUUUUUUUUGUAUUUUUGUCUUCAAAAAUUCUUGAAUCAAGAUAAAACAACUAAAGUAAAACAAUCUAAGAUAUGUCUUGUUUUCUAAAGAAAAAUUAGCAAAAUUUUGCAAAAAUAUCUCCCAGUAAGGCAAGAAAAAUAGUUUUUUUUUAGACUGAUUUAAGAUUAGUUUCUCUUGCCCCAGCAAACUUGGAUCAUUUUAUUAGAAAACAAGACUUAAUAUCUUAAGUGAUUUUACUUAAGUAAAUGCAUCAUGAUUCAAGAAUGUUUAGAUAAAAAACAAGUCAAAAAUACUUAGUAAGAAAAUCAUUUUUUGCAGCGCAGAAAAGACAAUAGAAUCAAUCAAAUAUCACAGCCAAUCAAAAGCAUGUGUGGGCGUGUUUUUUUUGGAAGCACUGCAUUUGCAAUAAAAUGUUAAUAAUCGAAUUCAUAAAUAUUAAAUUUUUAUUAAAUUAUUUUUAAGAUUAUUAAAUGUACAUACUGAGUGACUGGUACCAUCUUUGUUAUGAAAUAUGUUUGUUGGUUUGCAUUGAGUUUGCAGUUUUAACAAACAUCUUUGCGUUAGUUUGUUUUCAAGAUCUGAGGUAAACUAUGUUGUUGCUUUCAGUAUGGUUACUGAAAGCAACUGGUUACGCAAAAUUAUAUUUAAAUUCACAUUAGACAUGUUUAACUUUGAAUAAAAGUCAUAAUCAUUACCUGAGAUUAUCACUGUCGUAUAGUUUGUAUGUUGUUGUUCCAGCCGUGGCAUAGCAGAAAUAGAAACCGUUUCUAAAAUAUUAAUUUUGUGUGCCGUCAUGGUUAGUUAGGUCAAAAACUCCAAUUAACAUGAAAAAGAUAUCUUUUAUCGUGUGUCCCGUCUUGGCAUUGUGUACUUAGGACACGUGUAAGAGUGGGCGUGGCCAUUUGUUAAUUUUAUGGUUUUAUGGUCUCAUCUGAGUCCAGCUAUUUUUAGCUGUACAAAACAGCUCAUUUUAUUGCUUGCUAUUAAAAACUGGUGUCUUUCACAAUAUUUUAAUGAACACACUGGUUUGUAGUGCAAACAGUUUUACCGUUGUUAUAAUAAACCGGAAGUCUUGCCCAUCAGCUUAUUUUUGCGUUGAAGAAUAAAGUGGUUUCUACGAUGUCACUGCUGGAACAACAACAUACAAACUAUAUGACAGUGAUAAUCGCAGGUAAUGUGUUUUGUUCAAAGUUAAACGUGUCUAAUGUGACUUUGAAUAUAAUUUUGCAUGACUUUAUAGUUAUACUGAAAGCAACAACAGAUAGUUUACCUCAGAUCUUGAAUAUGAACUACAGCAAAAAUGUCCGUUAAAACUCAAUGCGAACCAACAAGCACAACAAGAUGGUAUCAGUCACUCAGUAUGUACAUUUAAUUAAAAAGAUUUAAUAUUAGACAAUCAACUUAUACAUUUCAUUGCGAGUGCAUAGCGAUGGUUUACCCAAGUAUGAAUAUUGUCGUAAUUCAACCUAAUGUCGUUCCAAACCUGUUUGACGUUCUUUCUUGUGUUUAACAAAAAGAUAUUUUUAAGAUUACUUUUUUUCCAGUUUCAAGAAAGAAGAAAGUCAGUGUGAGGGUGAAGAACUGACAAGUUUUAUUUUGGACGAACUAUGUGUUUUAAAUCCUAUAUGUACACAAAUGCUACCUACGUGCUAUCGGAGUUAUCGUAAAUAGGAGUUUCCUAAUCGGAAAGUAGAUACGGACAACGAUUGCUGUGCUACUUUAUUAGUCUUAUGUUUUUUCCUCUUUUUCAUAACUACAUCACCUUGUCUUGUCACUAAAGUAGUGUAUAUUUAUAGGCUAUAUGCGAACCAUUAUUAAAGCAUACUGUAUGUUUAGAAACAGUGAAAUUAGCUUGUAUUUGACCAAAAUUCCGUCAGCAAGCAAUCUAGCACGGUGAAUGUUUGUAUGAUUGAGAACGAUGCUACAUUUUAUUUUCGACGACAAAGUGACGAUCUCAUAAGUGGCAAAUAGGAAAUUUUCGAUAGCACGUAAAGGCAGCAUUAAUCACGAUCAUCUGAAUUUCACCACAAAGACAAAAAAAAAGUUUUAGUAAUAGUUAUUCUCAGUUUUUCUCUAUAACCAUUUACAAACCCCUAUGAAAAUUAACCAUGGUUAUACUACAAAUAAAACUAAAAAAAAAAACAUCCUUGCUGAAAAAAACAAUAGUACCAUCAUAGAAAAUUCUAAUGGUUUCCACUACAAAUACCAUUACAAACCAUCAACUUUUAACCAUUAAAACCAUUAAAAAUGGUUCUGUAUUGUGAUUUGGGACAUGUUCCAUUAGGAUUUAUUGGUUUAAACAAGCCACCAAUAGGUGACCAAUAGAGACCAACAGGGUCCAUUACAGUUUCCAUUAUAACCAGUAAAAUCAUUAUAAAUUUUGACGGUCUGUUUUUUUUUUUUUUUUCUUUCAGCAGGGAUGGUAACCACAAAUUAGCCAUAGUCUUGCUACACUAACCAUAGUUUAAUCAAGGUAUUUGUAGUUAAACUAUGGUUAUACAAAUGGUAAUCAAUGCACCAAAAACCACGGCUACUACACUUUUACAAUAAUGAAACCAUGGUUAAUUUUCGUGAGGGAAGUUGGCCACUAUGAUGCCUAGUGCUAUAAAAUCUGCUCAAGUCGUGCAGUGUAUGGGUUUAGAAUGAGAUGAGGGUAAGGAAAAACAAAUGAAGACAGAAUUUUCAUUUCUGGAUAACCAAACCCUUUAAUAAAACAGAAAACAUGACCAAGCAAAUUAGAUAUUCCACAACAGAUAACAUCACAGGUUGAUUUGAAGCCACAUGUCAUGCAGUUGUGAUGCAGUACACUAGAAUGUCCACUACGUGGUGUGUAAGGCAUCUUCUGUGUAGACCAAGACUGUUUUGACCUCGACUGUACAAAUAGCACAUUUUACAAAGUGAGGUUUCUAGUGUAAUUACUACCCUAAGAUAGGAGCAUUUCCAGACAAAAUGAUUUAUUGUCACUUCAAUAAAUACAGUA